Molecule: messenger RNA, 1707 nt
Organism: Glycine soja
Lineage: Eukaryota; Viridiplantae; Streptophyta; Magnoliopsida; Fabales; Fabaceae
Product: SUPPRESSOR OF GAMMA RESPONSE 1-like
Exons: 6
Coding region: 62-1390 (442 amino acids)
Biological process (GO): regulation of DNA-templated transcription
Cellular component (GO): nucleus
Molecular function (GO): transcription cis-regulatory region binding; DNA-binding transcription factor activity
Source: RefSeq, a predicted model, not a curated record
AAAAACAAAAAAAUUAGAAGGAGAAAAAUAAAAUAAUAAAAAUCAAAGAGAGGGAAAGAGAAUGCUAAAGACGAUUUUGAAUCUCUCACACUUGAUUGCAUCAUUCUCCGACCUCUUUCCUAUGGCAGGACCAUCGUGGUUGGUGGACAAAAGUAGAAUUGCAACCAAAAUAAAGAGUGCCUCUGGAACAUGUGGUAAAGUUAUAUGGAAAAGCAAUCCUUCCAGAGCUUGCCCAAGCUGUCACCAUGUUAUUGACAACAGUGAUGUAGCACAAGAAUGGCCUGGACUACCUAUAGGUGUUAAAUUUGAUCCAUCUGAUCAAGAGAUAAUUUGGCACUUGCUUGCAAAAGUUGGUGCUGGAAAUUCAAAACCCCACCCUUUCAUUGAUGAAUUUAUUACUACUCUUGAAGUGGAUGAUGGGAUUUGUUAUACUCAUCCUCAACAUUUACCAGGUGUCAAGCAAGAUGGAAGUUCUUCUCACUUUUUCCAUCGAGUAAUCAAGGCGUAUAAUACUGGCAGUCGAAAGCGUCGAAAAAUAUGUGGUCAGGAUUUUGGUGAUGUCCGCUGGCACAAGACUGGAAGGACUAAACCUGUCAUCUUGAAUGGGAUCCAGAAAGGCUGUAAAAAGAUUAUGGUCCUGUAUAUAAGCCCAGUGAGAGGAGGAAAAUCUGAGAAAACUAAUUGGGUUAUGCAUCAAUAUCAUUUAGGAACAGAAGAGGAUGAAAAGGAUGGAGAGUAUGCCAUCUCUAAAGUGUUUUACCAGCAGCAGCAAGUCAAAUUUGGUGAAAAAGAUGACCAGGAUAUUCCUGAAAUCACUGAAGCAACUACAGUUAAAGUGGAUCCAGCCACUCCCAAAUCUGUGACUCCUGAACCUCCUCGUAUUGAAAAGCGAUGUUCAAAUCUAGACCUAGGACAAGAAUCACAUCACAUUCCUCAGCAUCCUCAGACAGAUUAUUUAGAUGACCUUCAGGCUGUUUGUGAAGAUCUUGCAAAAGAUGAUCUAUUGAUAGUAGAAACUCAAAAUAAUGAAGCGAUAGAUAAUAUAGAAAACAAUGCUGAGGAAGACUCAAAAUGGUGGGAUAGUGAGUCACAGAAUCUGUUGAGCUCACAACAACUUGUCGAAGCAUUGUUCUUGUGUGAUGAUCUCCUUCAAAGUCAAUCUCCCAAGAGGGAUGAGGAAAAUGAACACAAGAAACGACCCAGUCUUUCUGUUUAUGCUGAUCUAGGACCAGAGCAUCUGAAGAAAGAUAUCGAAGAGUGUCAAAAUCUUGUCCUUGACCCUGCAAAUGUAGUGCCUGAGACACCACCUUCAGAAUUUCGACUAAGUCAGCUGGAUUUCAGUUCACAGGAUAGCUUUGUUUCCUGGUGUGCCAACAAAGCAAUCGACUAAUAUGGUUCUUCACCUCAGAUGAGAAGUAAAGUUUUUUGUAAUAUUUUUUUUUUAGAACUUCUCAGUUUAGGAUCAGGACUUAAUUGAAUUGUUGCUUUGCUUGAUUAACUGGGAUGUAAUAGAAAACAGUGAACUUGUGUUUUGAUACUUUGACUAACCAUGCUGAACCAUCCUUGCUUUUUGUUGUGGUGAAAUUAUAGUAUGUCCCUUCCAGGUUCUCAGAUCUAGGAUGUGGACCUGACUUGCCCACAUGUACACAGACACAUGUUUCUCGCUCUGAAAGUGAAAGAUACACUUGUUUAUUACUGCUUUUAAAA